Hibiscus syriacus is the source of this 294-nucleotide messenger RNA. RefSeq names its product dolichyl-diphosphooligosaccharide--protein glycosyltransferase subunit 4C-like. The transcript has a single exon. Lineage: Eukaryota; Viridiplantae; Streptophyta; Magnoliopsida; Malvales; Malvaceae. The record is from RefSeq and is a predicted model, not a curated record. Bases 23 to 145 code for a protein of 40 amino acids.
UGUGCUUUUGUUGUUGCUUGUAAUGUUUCAGAUGAUUGACGAUCAAGAUCUCGGCUUCUUUGCUAAUUUCCUUGGAAUCUUCAUUUUCGUGCUUGUUAUUGCGUAUCAUUUCGUGAUGGCUGACCCAAAAUUCGAAAGCAACUGAGGGUUUUGCACUCUCUUAAGUGUCUGCGAUGGAUAUUUAGAUUGUUUUUUCCAGACUGAGUUGUUUCAGAAAUGAAGACAGAUCAAUGUUUUUAAAUUCUUUCAACAAGACAUUGCUAUAAAUGUUAUUGCAUUGCUAAUGUGUUGCUU